UUUAGGCUUCCUUUCACAUGCGAAGGGAAUUGGGUGAGGCCUCUUCUUCUGAAAGUAGGGAAGAUGUCUAUUAUACGCGAAUAUCGCAUACCACUGCCUAUAACAGUUGACGAGUACCACAUUGCACAGCUGUACUCUGUUGCAGAAGCCAGUAAAAAUGAAACUGGCGGUGGUGACGGGGUGGAAGUCGUCAAGAAUGAGCCGUACACAGAUGAUCCAGAGCAUGGUGGGUCAGGGCAGUACACUUAUAAGUUGAUGCAUCUAGAGAAUAAAGUCCCAGGUUGGUUAAAAAAAGUCGCCCCGAAGGGUGCUCUGACAUUGGAGGAGGAGGCGUGGAACGCUUUUCCCUAUUGCAAAACUGUUUACACAAAUAAAGGCUACAUGAAAGAGAACUUCAGAAUCGAAAUUAUUUCGUGGCACAAGGAAGAAAGAGUCUCAAAGACCGACAAUUCAAACAAACAUCACACUUUGACUGAAAGCGAAUUAGCAAAGAGAACUGUAGAUUUCAUUGAUAUUGUAAAUGAUCCGGUAUCUUCGACUGAUUACAAAGUGGAAGAGGACCCAACAAAAUUCAAGUCAACAAAGACAGGGAGAGGUCCUUUGAGUGGAGCUGAUUGGUAUUCAAGCUGUGAACCCUACAUGUGCUGUUAUAAGCUAUACAAAGUAGAAUUUAAGUGGAGAUUAAUCCAGUCAGCAGUCCAGUCUCUUAUACUGAAAGCUGUAAGGCGACUGCUCCUAAAUUUUCAUAGACAAGUCUUUUGCUGGCUCGACAAAUGGCAUGGAUUAUCAAUUGAAGAUAUCAGAGCUAUUGAAGAGAAGACAAAACAUGAAUUAGAUCAUCAAAGAGCACAUGGGGAACAAAGGGGGAUGAAUGAACGCAACUAAAUUAUCAUCAAAGACAUGAACAUUAAUAAACAUUUGGUUAUCCAGGCACUUUCAUUUAUAAUUGAAUUAGUAAAGCAUUAAUUUUAUGCCCUGAGGUGACAGCAUAUGAUUAGAUAUAAUAGAAUUUAAUUGUUGUGUCAGUUUGGAAGUGUGUUUGCAAUAUUAGGCAACAGUCCAUAAGAUUGUUGCUUUGAUUGGUCUUCUUAUAAAAUAGCAUUGUCUUCA
This is a messenger RNA of Rhopilema esculentum, 1110 nucleotides long. RefSeq names its product phosphatidylinositol transfer protein alpha isoform. Gene Ontology annotation, cellular component: cytoplasm. Gene Ontology annotation, biological process: phospholipid transport. NCBI's taxonomy places the organism in Eukaryota, Metazoa, Cnidaria, Scyphozoa, Rhizostomeae, Rhizostomatidae. Gene Ontology annotation, molecular function: phosphatidylcholine intramembrane carrier activity; phosphatidylcholine binding; phosphatidylinositol transfer activity. The record is from RefSeq and is a predicted model, not a curated record.